Molecule: messenger RNA, 927 nt
Organism: Aspergillus ibericus CBS 121593
Lineage: Eukaryota; Fungi; Ascomycota; Eurotiomycetes; Eurotiales; Aspergillaceae
Exons: 1
Coding region: 285-851 (188 amino acids)
Source: RefSeq, a predicted model, not a curated record
GGGUGUAGGCUGAGGCGGGAAGGAAAACCAAACUCCGCGCCAAGAUCCUGCCGCAUCUCUCUAGAAAUAAGCUAGCAGCUACUACUACCUAUCUAACUCUUCCAUUCAAGUGAAGAAGGCGAAGAUAACGACCGGACGAGAGAUUGAUCUGCGAUCCAGACUUCCUGUUCUCCCAUCGCUCCUCCGGGCUUGGUUCUCGCUCAUCUCACCUUUGACCCCUCAUCCCGAGGAGCGUCCUAUCUCGUCAAUCAAGAUCAAACUGUUGAUGCUGUUCAGUGGAAACCAUGCGACCGUGUGACUUCAGCCUUCUACCUCUCUUCUCUCUUUUCUUCUCUCUCUCCGCGGCAACCUCCUCACCUACCCAACCGCUGUCAGCCGAGAUUUUAUGCUGGCCCGUGUCUUCCCAAGAGCCUACCAUACUCGCCCGCGUCUCUUACGGGUCGUCCGCCCUGCAAUCGGAGCCGGUCUCCUAUUCAACCCUCCCGAUUACAACUUGCGGGGAUUAUGAGUCACAGGAUGCAUCUCAGGACUUGAUUCGCUUGGGCUUGUACACCACCACAUCCACAAAUACCAAGCAAUGGGUAGGCACACUCGCGUCGCGGUCUUCAUUUGCAGGAAACGGGGACCACGGACCAACCCUCCGGCUCCAUAUCGGUCCAUCCAACGAGAUCUACUAUGUUGACUUACUACCCUCAAUCUCGUCGGCAACUUCUUCAACUCCAGUAAGGCCUCAAUUAGAGCUACUCUCGAAUCAAGCCGGUUCACGCCCACAUCUCAAUCAACCUGUCAUACUUGGCCCAGAUGGUACGAAGGCGGAGGAAGUUGCUGAGAAAUCUCUCUUUCAAAAGUAAGUCCCUCCUGUCGUCUCUGACUCUCCGCUUAGUGACCCGGCUUACCCCUGUCGUCCGAGCUGUGUUAUCUGACGUU